Kwoniella botswanensis is the source of this 699-nucleotide messenger RNA. RefSeq lists its product as uncharacterized. The transcript is spliced from 5 exons. The record is from RefSeq and is a predicted model, not a curated record. Gene Ontology annotation, molecular function: GDP binding; GTP binding; GTPase activity. Gene Ontology annotation, cellular component: plasma membrane. Bases 1 to 699 code for a protein of 232 amino acids. NCBI's taxonomy places the organism in Eukaryota, Fungi, Basidiomycota, Tremellomycetes, Tremellales, Cryptococcaceae. Gene Ontology annotation, biological process: Ras protein signal transduction.
AUGUUAUUUAAGAUAACCGUCCUAGGUGACGGUGGUGUAGGUAAAACAGCUUUGACGGUGCAGUUCACCAUGUCUUCGUUUGUCGAAACAUACGACCCUACGAUAGAAGAUUGUUAUAGGAAACAAUGGGUCGUAGAUGAUCAGCCUUGUUUAUUAGAAGUUUUAGAUACAGCUGGACAAGAGGAAUAUACUGCAUUAAGGGAUCAGUGGAUUCGUGACGGUGAAGGUUUCCUGAUAGUAUACUCCAUAACCUCCCGAGCUACAUUCGAGCGAAUCGAACGUAUAGUCGAACGAGUGUUACGAGUCAAAGAUGAGAAUCACAUUUCACCUUAUUCACAUCAUUAUCCCCAAUCGCAUCCUUAUGGUUCACACGCCGGCCAAGGUCAGUAUCAGUACCCCCAGUCGGGUGGUGGAGGUGGAUCAAAGAGGAUACCAAUAGUGAUUGUCGGAAAUAAGAAAGAUCAAUAUCAUUCUAGAGAAGUAUCGACAGAUGAAGGUUCGAAUCUUGCUCGAUCCUUGGGAUGCGAUUUCUACGAAGCGUCGGCAAAGACUAAUUCGAAUGUCGAAAAUGCCUUUAAGAGUUUGGUGAGACAGAUUAAGAUUAAUAAGAGGGGAGGAACGGGACAAGGUGGUGGAUUACAGGAUAGUGGGAUAGGAGGUGGGGGAAGGAAAAAGAAACAGAAGUGUGUUAUAUUGUAG